GCACAGACUGUUGCAUCAUGGGAUCCCGGCACGUUAAUGCAGUCACACAAACUGUAGCACAAGAUCCUCCACGCUGUAGCUGCUCUGCUAUUGGCUCGUCGGCAUCGGAAGGCCGAGUGACAACGUCUGCCGAACAAAAGACAAGAGGGACCCACAGAGGCAGCCAGCCGGAGACAGAGACGCUCCUGACGGGCGGCGUGCCGGGCCAGCGGAGUCGGACAGCACACUGCAGAUACCGGAGUCUUCAAAACGAGCAGGGCGAGUUACAGCAGCCGUUCUGGUUAUUCUGGUUCAUAUUGUAGUCAUUCAUCGGAGCGUCAUCCGCAAGUAACCGAAUGAGGAAACCGCUCUGCUUUGCGUUUUCUCGCUUCCUGUCUCGUCUAUAGUUGUCAUCUCUCGACUCAGCAGCGAGCGGAAAGAGUUUCAGACGAGCGUCAUGGUCGCCGGCGAGCUCGUGCAGGAGCAUCUGCGCGCGGACACUGGCUCACCUGACGACAUCACGCUGGACAAGAAGACUCCCGAGCUGCGGGGAGCAACCGAACGAUGCGCGGAUGCGACAUGCGGAGCGGCGCCAGCGUGCGCGGCUGGGGAGACACGCACCGAGCCGGCGCUGCAGCAGGAGAAGGAGGCGCCGGCGGAUGAAAGAGAGGCGAUGCUGCCUAACGGAGCAGGAGCAGGAGGUGGGGAGGAGGACGAGAGGAAGCCGCGGGAGACCAGGCUGUACCGGCGCCGCUUCGCCGUGCUGACGGUUUUCAGCCUGUACUCGCUGCUGAACGCCUUCCAGUGGAUCCAGUACAGCAUCAUCACCAAUGUGUUCACUGAGUACUACCAGGUGACCAACGACAAGGUGGACUGGCUCUCCAUCGUCUACAUGGUGACUUAUGUGCCGCUCAUAUUCCCGGCCACCUGGCUUCUGGACCGCAAGGGUCUCCGGCUCACGGCCCUGCUGGGCGCCGGCCUCAACUGCGCAGGCGCCUGGCUGAAGUGCGCCAGCGUGAGCCGCGAUCGGUUCGGUGUCACCGUCACCGCGCAGGUCAUCUGCGCCGUGGCGCAGGUGUUCAUCCUCGGCCUGCCGUCCCGCAUCGCCUCGGUGUGGUUCGGACCCCGGGAGGUUUCUACGGCGUGCGCCACGGCCGUGCUCGGGAACCAGUUGGGAACAGCCAUCGGCUUCCUGUUGCCUCCAGUUUUGGUUCCCAUCACGAGCGACAUUGUGGUGACGGGUCACAACAUCAGCAUCAUGUUCUACGGCACUGCUGCUGUGUCCACGGCCCUCUUCAUCCUCACGGUCAUAGUCAUAAAGGACCGUCCCACCCUCCCUCCCAGCCACGCCCAGGCUGUCCUGCCGGCCUCUCCUACUGAAGAUUACUCCUACAAACAGUCCAUCCUCAACCUCAUAAAGAAUAAAGCGUUUGUCCUCCUGCUCAUCAGCUACGGUAUAAUGACCGGUUCCUUCUACUCUGUCUCAACACUUCUCAACCAGAUGAUCACGGCCUGCUAUACGAACCAGGAGCUGAAUGCUGGGAGAAUCGGACUGACUCUGGUUGUUGCUGGAAUGGUGGGCUCCAUCCUCUGUGGCUUGUGGCUGGACCACACAAAGACAUACAAGAUGACGACUCUCAUCGUGUACUGCCUGUCUUUCCUGGGCAUGGUGGUCUUCACCUUCACUCUGAACCUGAACAACAUCUACCUGGUCUUCUUCACUGCUGGAAUCCUGGGGUUCUUCAUGACGGGUUACCUGCCGCUGGGCUUUGAGUUUGCAGUGGAGAUCACCUACCCGGAGUCUGAGGGAACGUCGUCAGGACUCCUCAAUGCCUUUGCUCAGAUAUUUGGGAUUAUUUUCACUCUGAUCCAGGGCAAGCUGACCACAGACUACUAUCCACUCAUUGGAAAUCUCUUCCUCUGCGCUUGGAUCUUCCUUGGAAUUGUGCUCACUGCCUUAAUUAAGUCGGAACUGAAAAGACACAAUGUCAACAUGGGAGCGGACAGCAAACACCUGCAACUUCCCACUGAAUGUCCAGGCGACUGCCCUUCAGAGGCGAAAACCAACGGCGUCAAGCUGGAGCCCUCCGUCAGCUUCUCCCAUGAAACCUCGCUGUGACCGUGCCAAGUCACUGCAUCGCAGGACAGAAGGCCUGCUGCCCGGGAUACGUGUUGGCGCCACAGUCUGUGUGACGUACAUGAAGGUGCACUUGAUUUUUUUUUUAUUGCCAAGCAUAAUCUCCUCGAUAAAUGAAAGGCUGGAGGUUCUCGGUGUGAGCUCAGCCUAAUCAAGCACAGCCACAAUCUACAGUCAGAUGGGUGACCAAAUGUACUCUCAAAACACUUACAGAAGAUGCAUUACCUCCAACUGACAGAACUUUGGGUUUCAUCCUGUGUAUUGGUUGAAAAGUAUGCAUGCAAUGACAUGCAGAAGAAGCUCCGCUGCACUUUAUUCGUAUUGUCGGCGAGGCAUGGCGCUCCUGCUUUGGUUACUGUAUGUAAAUUCGGUCUCUAAGGAAAACAAGCUGGCCAAACAAGUUCCUGACGGUCAUACAACACGUGAAGUUCCUGGAGUCUUCAGAGCCGGAGAGCCGUACUGUUUGGUUUUGUACUUCAGCCACUUCAGCCUGCUGCACAGGGCUGACAUUUCCUGAGUUUACUUGAAUCAUCUUGAAUCAAGCUCUGGACUAAAGUUGUUGAGCACACUGCAAAUGUUGUUAAUGUCGCUUCAUUUGGUUUCUUCUGUACAUGUGACACUGGUUAUGGAAACAUCACAUCUGAAAUCUGUUUUCAAGCUCGGUUUACAUAAAUCACGUUUAUUUAAUGCUGCACAUGUCGAGUCAAGAAGGAGCUGCGAAUCACUUUACCUGUAAAAUAACGGGCCAGUGCUUUGGCCAAUGAUACGACAGCAAGUCCGAGGAGGCACCUGGAAGUAAAUGCAGCUCAAGUCUGAAACCAUCCGGAAAUCCUCACAGGUUUUCUUUUGCAGCUUCCUCUUUGACACGGGUUUACAUGUGGCUUUCAUAUGCUGUCAUCCACAAAUAGGAGUUCAGUUCUUCCACUGUGACUGACGGCACCUACCUGCUACAGGUAAAACAAACAAACAAACA
This is a messenger RNA of Scatophagus argus, 3089 nucleotides long. It is a transcript of the gene flvcr1, whose product is annotated as FLVCR heme transporter 1. Bases 437 to 2098 code for a protein of 553 amino acids. Gene Ontology annotation, biological process: mitochondrial transport; transmembrane transport; erythrocyte differentiation. Gene Ontology annotation, molecular function: heme transmembrane transporter activity; heme binding. Lineage: Eukaryota; Metazoa; Chordata; Actinopteri; Scatophagidae. The record is from RefSeq and is a predicted model, not a curated record. The transcript is spliced from 10 exons. Gene Ontology annotation, cellular component: membrane; mitochondrion.